CGCGCACCAGCUGGCUCUUCGGCGCCGCCCAGGUUAUGGGAAACGCAAUCGACACCUCGAACCUCUAUGAAGUAUGGGCGGACAAAUAUGGCUCCGUCUUCAGCGUGCCCGCCCCGCUCGGCGGGACGCGCGUGGUGCUCACGGACCCGAAGGCGAUCGCGCACUUUUACACGCACGAGACGUUCACGUAUGUGCAGACGAAGCUCGCGCGCGUCGCGAUCGAGAACCUGUUCGGGCGUGGUCUUCUCUGGGCAGAGGGUGAGUCGCACAAGAGGCAGCGCAAGGCGAUCUCGCCGGCUUUUAGCAAUAUUGCUAUUCGCAGAAUGACGUCGAUCUUUUACGAUUCCGUUUACAAGCUGAAGACGAACUGGGACAACCAGCUGGCGGCGGUGGACUCCGCCAUGAUCGACGUGCAGAAGUGGAUGAACCAUGUCUCCCUAGACAGCGUCGGCAUCGCCGGCUUCUCGCACGACUUCGGCUCGCUCGAGGGCAAGCACUCCGCCGUUGCAGAGGUCUUCGACCGCAUGGGCCACAUCAAGCCCUCGCCCAUCACCGCCGCGGCGAUCUUCUUCGGGAACACGUUCCCCUUCCUCUGGCGCAUCCCGACGCCCAUGCGCCGCCUGCAGAUCCAGCUCAACCGCAGCAUGGAGGAGAUCGCGACCGUGCUCCUCGAGAACACGCGCCGCGAGAUGCAGGGCACGGGCGAGAAGGGCCGCGAGGACAAGAGCAUCAUCGGGCUGCUGAUUAAGGCUGAGGAUGCCGAAUCGAGUCUGCAAAUGUCUCAGGAGGAGAUCAUGGCUCAGAUGAAAGUUCUCAUCCUGGCCGGCUACGAGACCACAUCGAUCAGCCUUACCUGGGCUCUCAUCGAGCUCUGUAGGCAUCAAGAGAAGCAGGUCCGGCUCCGCGAGGAACUCAAGGAACAGUUCCCAACCUCGGACCCGACGUGGGAGCAGCUCACCAAUGGUUCCGGCCUCCACUACCUCGACGCGGUGGUGCACGAGAUCCUGCGUCUGCACCCUCCGCUCGCCGUCACUAGUCGCCAGGCCGCGAAGGACGACGUGAUCCCGCUCUCCCAACCCCUCCGACUCCCCAACGGCGAGCUCACCGACCACGUCGCCGUCCGCGCCGGGCAGCACAUGACGGUGCCCAUCGGCGCCAUCAAUGUCUCCGCACACUUCUGGGGCGCAGACGCGCGCGAGUUCCGCCCCGAGCGCUGGCUCGCGGACGACGGCAUCCCCAAGAAGGCGCAGGAGGUGCAGGGCCACCGCCACUUGCUCACCUUCGUCGACGGCCCGCGCAUGUGCCUCGGGCGCGGCUUCGCCCUCGCCGAGUUCAAGGCUGUGCUUGGCGUUCUCAUCAAGAACUACACCUUCGAGCUUCCGAACGGGCCGGAGACGAAGAUUGAGUACGUGCGCGGCGUCCUGCCCCGCCCGCGCGUCGCCGGAGAGGAGGGGGCCUGCGUGCCCAUGCGGGUGCGCCGGGUCGACGGCUAAGCUCGUCCGCCGUCAGACACGCCCUGCAGUAUGGUUAUACAGUUAUAUUGCGCCUUGUGUAAGUGGUUCCAUUGUAGUGGAUCAAACUAUGUACGAUACAGCGCCGCGCGCCGACGCGCUUCGCGUCCGGCGAUGGGCCCUUUUCGCGCCCACCGACGAACAAUCCGCUGCAGUCCG
Molecule: messenger RNA, 1670 nt
Organism: Trametes versicolor FP-101664 SS1
Lineage: Eukaryota; Fungi; Basidiomycota; Agaricomycetes; Polyporales; Polyporaceae
Product: cytochrome P450
Exons: 12
Coding region: 36-1493 (485 amino acids)
Molecular function (GO): heme binding; iron ion binding; oxidoreductase activity, acting on paired donors, with incorporation or reduction of molecular oxygen
Source: RefSeq, a predicted model, not a curated record